This is a messenger RNA of Uloborus diversus, 1377 nucleotides long. RefSeq names its product GDP-fucose protein O-fucosyltransferase 2-like. Gene Ontology annotation, biological process: protein O-linked glycosylation via fucose. Lineage: Eukaryota; Metazoa; Arthropoda; Arachnida; Araneae; Uloboridae. Bases 70 to 1371 code for a protein of 433 amino acids. The transcript has 7 exons. Gene Ontology annotation, molecular function: peptide-O-fucosyltransferase activity. The record is from RefSeq and is a predicted model, not a curated record.
AGUUCGGCCAAAUUAUUGAUAUGUUUAUAUUUUUCUUUCGCAUCAAAUGUGUUGAUUCAAUCCUGUUCAAUGCACCGUACACUUGUGUUCCUUUUUUUACUGGCUUUCAAAGGUAUUCUAUCUCAAAGCGACAGCUGUUCUGCGAAUGGCAAGAAGAGCAAACUUUGUGACAGUUCUUCACAAAAUGAAUGGAGCCCGCAAAAAACUAACAAAUACUUAUUGUAUGAUGUAAAUCCUGGAGAAGGUUUUAAUUUAAGGAGAGAUGUGUAUAUGCGAGUUGCUACCGUUGUAAAGAUAUUGAAUCAACAAGACAAGCUAAAUCAUUGGACAUUAGUUUUGCCACCUUGGGGACCUUUAUAUCAUUGGAAAACAAAGAAUAUUGGUUUUCAAGCUCAGUUACAGUGGUCAAGAUUUUUUGAUGUUCCUAGUCUUGCAAAAUAUGUUCCAGUUGUAGAAUUAGAAGACUUCUUAAAUGAUUAUGGUUCUAGUGUGGAUGCUCUGUACUAUUUGCAAAAUUAUGCCGAAGGCUGGACUGAUGUUGGCUGGGAAGAAAAAUACCAUUUUCGAGAUUGCGUGGAGUCUCCCCCUUACAAGCACACUGUAGAGGGUAAUUUUAUUGGAUGGUUUUGGGGUUAUGAUGAUAUUUCUGCAAAGAAGUUUCACUGCUUAUCCAUUCAAGGUUACAGCAGUACUUUAGCAAAGUUCUUGAUGUCCAGGAAUGAAAGUGCCAUUAUGAUUGAUCGUGCUGAAGUUAUUCUACAUGAUACAUUUGGUGAUGCCGAAUACUGGUUGGUUAGGAGGAGCAUGGUUUUUUCUAAAAAACUUACAGAAUUAGGUGAUGUGUUCAGAAAAUUCUACUUAAAUUCAUCUGACAAAGUAGACAAAACUGAAAAAAAAUCUGUUUCUAAUCGUGCCCAUCGCACUGCUGUUGGUGGUCCGUAUGUUGCUGUGCAUUUACGAAGGCGAGAUUUUGUGUCUGCUAGACCAAAAGAAGUUCCAUCAAUGAAAUGGGCAUCUGAGCAAAUUUUGAAGUAUCUGAAAAUGUACAAAUUGCAGAAGGUUUUUGUGGCUUCCGAUGCAUCUGAAUCUGAAUUUCUCGAGUUGAAAAGUUACAUUCCCGAUGCUAUACAAUUUGUUCCUACCCUAAAUGUACAUAGGGACAUUUUAGAUGGUGGUGUUGCUAUUGUGGAUCAAUGGAUUUGUGCUCAUGGAAGGUUUUUCAUUGGCACGUUUGAGUCUACUUUUUCUUUUCGUAUUCAAGAGGAGCGUGAAUUAUUAGGUUUUAAAGCUGAAACAACCUUUAACAGAUUAUGUGGAGACAAUCAAACCUCAUGCCAACAACCUUCAAAAUGGACGAUUGUAUAUAAAUAAAGUUAU